AUGAACUCGCAUAAGGAGAACGAAGCAUGGAAAGAAGCCACUGUCGUCGAAGACCGCAACUUUCGACCCACGAAGGCGAACGGUGGGCGACGCAAAGCCCCCUUCUAUAAGGUCAUGCAAGGCAUGCCCAUAGCCGUGGAUGCCUUCCGCUAUGGCACAAUACCUGGAGUUACAGCGUACUUCUUGACACAUGCGCAUUCGGACCACUAUACUAACCUGUCCAGCAACUGGAAGAGCGGGGCCAUCUACUGCUCGGAAGGUACGGCGAAUUUGAUUGUUCACAUGCUUCGUGUCGACCGCAAGUGGGUCCAUGCGCUCCCCAUGGACGCUACGACUGUAGUCCCGAACACGGGAGGUGUUACCGUUACUCUCAUCGAGGCCAAUCACUGUCCUGGCUCAUGUCUGUUCCUCUUUGAAGGGCAGCAGACCGUCAACGCUGGCGAUAGCGCGUAUAAAUCCACCUUCGUCGGCUCAAAGCGCAUAUUCCGGUACCUGCACUGCGGCGACUUCCGCGCUUCGCCGCAGCAUGUGAUGCACCCGGCAGUGCGCGGGAAAAGGAUAGACACCGUCUACUUAGACACGACGUAUCUCGACCCUAAGUAUUGCUUCCCGCCACAGAGCGAGGUCAUCUCCGCGUGCGCGGAGCUUGCCAGGCGCAUCGUUCUGGACGAGUCUUCGCAUGUGGACACGGCGAGGAAUUCCCGUGUGGACGACUUCUUUAGCGUGCAUGAGAAGCCGAAAGAGAAAGAAGUAGCGAAAACUGAAAGAACACUUGUUAUAGUGGGAACGUACUCCAUCGGAAAGGAGCGUAUCGUCAAGGCGAUCGCAAAGGCCCUACAGACUAAAGUUUACAGCGACUCGCGCAAAACCGCUAUCCUUCGCUGUCAAGCCGACGCCGAGCUCGACGCCCUGCUCACCUCUGAUCCCCUCCAAGCGGGUGUCCACCUGCUACCACUCGGUGCAAUCAGCUCAGAUAAAUUGAAGGCGUAUAUGGAACAAUGGAACGGCCAUUGGACGAGGGCAAUCGGAUUCAGGCCGACUGGGUGGACCUUCACCCCGUCCAAAGGGUCCGAUACUUCGCCGUCUAUACCCUCUGUUAUUGCCAAGUCCCAGGUAAAAUUGUUCACAUUCGCCGACAUCAGUGCGUCGAAGAAUUCUACGCCAAACUUGCAGCUGUACGGCGUGCCGUACUCUGAGCACAGCUCGUUCUUCGAGCUUACCUGCUUCGCGCUUUCGUUUGAUUGGGGCCGGAUGAUUGCUACUGUGAACGUUGGCAGCGAGGUGUCGCGGGGGAAAAUGGCGAAGUGGGUUGAGAGGUGGGAAGCGGAGAAGAAGAGACGGGGGAAGGUGGAAGUUGUUCAAUUUAGAUCUCCGGAAUACUGGUGA
Molecule: messenger RNA, 1386 nt
Organism: Phanerochaete carnosa HHB-10118-sp
Lineage: Eukaryota; Fungi; Basidiomycota; Agaricomycetes; Polyporales; Phanerochaetaceae
Exons: 6
Coding region: 1-1386 (461 amino acids)
Biological process (GO): double-strand break repair via nonhomologous end joining; protection from non-homologous end joining at telomere; interstrand cross-link repair
Molecular function (GO): 5'-3' DNA exonuclease activity; damaged DNA binding
Source: RefSeq, a predicted model, not a curated record